AUGCGUGAUACUGGCGAACGCACAUCUCUGGCAAGUCGUGACGGUGGUUCCAUCGACACUGAUGCAGGCUUAUCUACAAAGUACAUAUUUCCAUCACCAGUGUCAACUGAAUCGAACUCUUCUGACUCUCGUCGGUCGUCGUGGAUGCCUCGGCUCUUGAGUCGUCAACGUACGAGCUCUAUGAUUCGACCACAACUGAUCGUGUCAGACUAUACGCAAGUAGAUGACGCACCCGCACCGAGCUAA
Messenger RNA from Strongylus vulgaris, 246 nucleotides. The record is from the annotation of a GenBank genome assembly. NCBI's taxonomy places the organism in Eukaryota, Metazoa, Nematoda, Chromadorea, Rhabditida, Strongylidae.